AUGAUCUUGGAUGGCGGGGACGAAGUAUUUGAAGGUGAAGGAUGUGAACAACGAUGCACCUCUAAUUUACAUUGGAUUAACGACUUUAUAGCAAAAUCACCGUUUGGAAAUAGAUUAAGAUCCCUUUUAACUGAACACCACUCCCGCCCCCGCUGCCGUCGAGUAACAUGGCAAAAAAACAAGCCAAAAUCACAGAGCCAGAAGAGCAAGAAGCAGAAGGCGUUCGUUGUUAACUCAGUGAAGAAGGCAAAAACGAAACCAAUAGCAACCAACUUGAAGAAAAUGAACCUUCAGUCAAAGGCAAAGACGGAGAAGGCUGAUGAAAGUUUCCGCUCCAUCCGGAAGGAGCUGACAGAAGCGGCUAAAACGUCGUCACAAAAACCGAAACAAUCACCAAAGGCACAGAAACUGCCAAAGAAGGACGUGGAAGCUGUUGAUAUGGAUAUUGCUGCCGAAAGCUUCUCCAAGUUGUGAAGCACGCGUGAAAUAACAUUUAUUAACUAUAUAAUAGCCAACUUUUUAAAAAAAUGAAUAUUUCCGUAUGGAUUGGAAUGUUACUGGUGAAUGAAAAAAACUGGAACAUCUAUGCGUUUGAGAGUGGAGAAAUAAGCAUAAAGAACAUACAUUAUACUAAAACUGUGCAUAACAAAAUAUACCUGUUCGGAAAUAUCUCCUGAAAUUGCAUUUGUUAAAGAAUACUUAAUUCUAAAAAUUCUCACAAGCUGUUAGGGAGGACAUCUCUGUAUUACAGUUACAUUUAUGGCAAGUAGUUGAGGUUAAUAAUAAGUUAUCAUGGAAAGGCUUGACGUUAUUUUAUACUAAUUUAAUAUAAGGCACAGUUUCUUUUUUUCCGUAUAGUUGAUAUUGAUGGUGUUUGUUUUUAUCAAAAUGUUCUCUACUUGUAAAGUAAACUUUGAUUGUGUACCCUUAUAAAAUGUGUUUGAGACGGAACUGUUUGCUUGUAUUGUUUUUGAUGUUAUUACUGCUUUUGAUAGUGUCUUAAAACGAAAUUGAGUAUGUAAACUACACUCUUCAAAAUUGAUAAAGAGUCAUUAAAACGACUGUUUUUUUUAACUUUUAUACAUAAACUGUCUACAUGAAAUCGUAGCUAGGUCCCUUUAUACUGUAAUGACCGACUGUGUUUCUCAGCUUUUGUCUGAAAUCAGUAUGUUCUAUAUCAGUGAAUGAACCAUUCACUGUUAGAUGAUCAAUAAAUAAUUUUGCAGAGUGUAUUAUCAUACCAAAUUCAUUGCAAAUAAAUAAAUAAAAAACAA
This is a messenger RNA of Mya arenaria, 1274 nucleotides long. RefSeq lists its product as uncharacterized. Gene Ontology annotation, biological process: ribosome biogenesis. The coding region runs from base 1 to 474 and encodes 157 amino acids. The record is from RefSeq and is a predicted model, not a curated record. The transcript has 5 exons. NCBI's taxonomy places the organism in Eukaryota, Metazoa, Mollusca, Bivalvia, Myida, Myidae.